UCACUUUUAAGAGUGGUCCCGGCCUGACCACACAGUUGGUUAAUCCUGCAAGGAAUUCACACAGAAAAAUAAGCCUUGAUCCAGUUUGUUAAAUACAGUGAAGUGGGAGAUUCACAGAGAGUUCUGCACAAGACCUUGAGGAAUCAUUAGCAGAAUGCAUCUCUCCUCAAAUACACCCUUUAAACAUGAAGACCUAAAGAUGAAAUCGGUUGCAUUUGUAGGGUGCCUCUUGCUUGCUUUUGCAGAUGUGGGAGAGACGACACAUCCCAGAGAAACUGGUUGGACUGGUUCGCUUUUAGUGGUGCCCAUGGACGGAAGUCACUGGACUGGUGUGAAAGCCGUAGCAGAGGAGAUGGGUCGCAGGGGUCACAAAGUGAUGGUGGUCAUUCCAGAGGUCAGUAUACUGCUAGGACCUGGUAAACACUACGCUACUAGAACGUUUCCGGUUCCAUAUGGACAGCAACAACUGGAUGAACUCAAAGCUCGAAAUGCUGAGGUGAUGGAUAAUAAGCAGCAGCCUCUGUUGGAGAAGAUCAGCACCAGAAUCAGUAACAUGAGGACAUUUGUGGACCUCCAAAGGGCCACAGCUGAGAGUCUCCUCUUAAACCAAGAGCUUGUGGAUUUCCUGAGGAAGCAGAAUUUUGAUGCGGUACUCACCAGCCCAACUGUGCCAACUGGUGCCAUCCUGGCUUAUAACCUCUCCUUGCCUGCUGUCUAUAUGUUGCGAGGCUUACCCUGCGGACUAGACUCGACGGCCACAGCCUGCCCAAACCCUCCCUCUUACAUCCCACGGUUCUUUACACACUAUUCGGACCGUAUGUCUUUUCGUCAACGUGUGCUGAACGUUCUAGUGAGCAUCUUGGAGCCUUUGUUCUGCAGACUGAUAUAUUGGUCUACUGAGGAUGUAGCCUCCCGUUUCCUGCAGAGAGAUGUAAGUGUGGUGGAGAUCCUGCAAAGUGGAGCUCUAUGGCUGCUGCGGUAUGAUUUCAACCUGGAGUUUCCUAAACCCUUGAUGCCAAACAUGGUUCUAAUCGGGGGGAUUAACUGUGCCGUGAAACGGCCUCUGAUUAAGGAGGUGGAGGAAUUUGUCAAGGGUUCUGGAGAGCAUGGUAUUGUGGUGUUCAGUCUUGGUUCUCUGGUCUCUUCCAUGCCAAAAGAAAAAGCUGCCAUCUUCUUCGAGGCUUUCAGUAUGAUUCCACAGAGGGUUCUGUGGCGGUAUACGGGUGAGAUCCCUGAUAAUGUCCCUGAAAACGUUAAACUGAUGAAGUGGCUUCCACAGAAUGACUUACUUGGUCACCCCAAAGCAAAAGCCUUUAUCACUCACGGUGGGACGCAUGGAAUCUAUGAGGGCAUCUGUCAUGGUGUUCCAAUGGUGAUGCUUCCCCUUUUUGGUGACCAGGGUGACAACGUGCACCGCGUUGCAACUCGAGGGGUGGGAGUGAUCCUCAACAUCCAUGACAUCACUGUACAAACACUGGUCGAUGCUCUCAAUGCAGUUAUUAAUGACAGCAGCUAUAAGCAAAAAAUGGAGAAGCUGUCGGCCAUACACAAUGACCGUCCCAUCCAGCCCUUGGAUCUCGCUGUGUACUGGACAGAGUUUGUUAUGAGACACAAGGGGGCCGAGCAUCUGAGACCUGCUGCCCAUGACCUCAACUGGCUUCAGUACCACAGCCUGGAUGUGAUUGGCUUUCUGCUCUUUAUUGUACUGAUUGUAACUCUAGUAACAUUUAAAUGCUGUGGUCUGUGCUGGAGACGCUGCUGUAGAAAAACGCAGAAAAGGAAGGAAGACUGAUCGUAUAGAGAUAAAAAAGUGGUAUUUGCUUAUAAAAGCAAACAUUUUCUACAUCUACCGUUUCAGUUCCACAAUGCUAAAGUCAUGAGAAGCCUGACUUCCAUCAGCUGACAACUGAGCCAAAGGUUUUUGUUUUUUUUAAACUGCAGUUUUGUAAACAUGGAUCACACAUUAAUAUUUUGAAGCAGUCUCAUGUGUAAAUAUUUUGUUUCUUUAGAUAUUAGUUUCACAUGCUUUCAUUUUGAUAUCACCGACCACUACUU
Messenger RNA from Rhinichthys klamathensis goyatoka, 2055 nucleotides. RefSeq names its product UDP glucuronosyltransferase 1 family, polypeptide B1 (gene ugt1b1). The coding region runs from base 155 to 1792 and encodes 545 amino acids. The transcript has 5 exons. The record is from RefSeq and is a predicted model, not a curated record. Lineage: Eukaryota; Metazoa; Chordata; Actinopteri; Cypriniformes; Leuciscidae. Gene Ontology annotation, molecular function: UDP-glycosyltransferase activity.